UGUAAAAUCAUAAUCAUCAAAUUAUAACUAAAUUCAAGCCACGAGUUUCAUGGACUAAUUUCAUAAUGUAACCGAUGAUAUUCUCGUCUAAAUUUUGUACAGUAAACGUUAAAAUUAAAAUUCCCACGCGAAGUCUGAGAUUAAUGUAGAAAGUCCAUUGUUUAAAAAAAAAUUAUAUAUAGAAAGUCUAAGAGCUUAGAAUCAAAAUAAAAUAUUUAGAAAUAUCAAAAGAAAACAAAUCUAGAAGUGAAAAGUUUUAGCCAAUAAAGUAUUUAUUAGCAAAGUAUAAAAAUAAUAAGAAAAAUCUGAAGAUAUUUUAAAAGGUGGAGAAAUGGGACCAGUCUCGAAAGCUUCAAUUCCAAGUUCCAACCGCCUUCCCCUCAGCAAUGGCGGCGAGAUAAAGAUUACGAACCAUCAAAUUCGCCAUGGUAAUCGCCGAUUGCUCAUCCUCUCCAAAAACCUUCUCCACAAACCCCUCUUGGCCCUCGAGCUUCGAAUUUAUGGUGCAGACCGACGGGCUCGGAGGCGGAGCGCAUUGGAAAACAAGGAAGAAGAAGAAGCCGGAGAAUGUCUCAGAUGAACGGAGACUAGAAAAUGGAAGCGAAAAUGUCCUUCUCCAAGAUCCUCUGCAGGUGUUAGGUCCUGAUCUGUUGAUGGCGAUACUGGGCUACGUUGACGCACGCAGCGUGGCACUCUCUCUCCUCGUCUCUCGCUCCUGGUAUGCCGUCGCUUCCAGUGAUCGUUUAUGGAGUUCGAAGUGCGUGGAACUGUGGCUUGGGAAAGCACAUAUUCCUAGAUUGGCGUACAUCCAAGGUCUACCGUACCUGGCUGCCUAUUCAUUAUCCGUCAUGGAUGGCAAACGUACUCGCAUUAUGAGGGAGGACUUGUGUGAUCAUGCUUGGCAAUUUCACUUCAAUAAGGAAGCUCCUGUAUACUGGCGAGAUCUUGAUCCGUACUGGCAAGGCAGCCGCCCUCUCAUGCGCCGUUAUUUCCAUCCCGACGGGAGCCAAACUGCAGAUCCUGAUGACAGAGUAUGGGGUGGCCAUGAAUGCUGCUUUUCCGUUGUUACCAGUUUUGCUGGUGAUGAUGGUAAGAUCAGAGAACACUACGUGAGGAUAAACAGAUGGCCAAGAAUGUUAGUGUCAAGGAACGAAGAUUGGAGCUGGAAGCUGUCGAAUCAGCUCGCCUCAUACUCGAGCAUCGCCGAUGCUGACAAGGAUGGCGGGACAGGGCCACUUUAAUAUUGAGAGAACGCGAUCCAAUCAAAUUAGUUAGUUUCUUCUGUUGAGUGGAAUUAGCCAAACUGGUGUUUAUGGAGAUGCUUGUUUGGUCUUUCCAGUGUAUAGAUAUAGAAUCUUUUGGAAGUUAUAGGAGUUGUAUUUUUUUGUUUUAACUAAGUGGGAAUUGUUGAAGAAUUCCGAACACCAAAUCGACGGUGCCCAUGUUGUCUCCGGUCAAAAAUUUGUUGGCAUGGAGGCGCUGCUCUGCCAUGCCUUUUCUCUCGCUCUUCGCACUUCCCCUUGCCGAUAACUUGGUCACCGGUGGUGGUGGGUGCUUCUGUAACGCACAAAAAACAUCAUUUGUAUACUAUCAGCAUCUACUACUGUACUAAUAUCAAAGGGUCGAGUACACGUAAAUGUCUAAUAUCUACAAAAUUUACACUUUUGGUCAA
Messenger RNA from Momordica charantia (bitter melon), 1672 nucleotides. RefSeq lists its product as uncharacterized. NCBI's taxonomy places the organism in Eukaryota, Viridiplantae, Streptophyta, Magnoliopsida, Cucurbitales, Cucurbitaceae. The record is from RefSeq and is a predicted model, not a curated record. Gene Ontology annotation, molecular function: protein binding.